Syngnathoides biaculeatus (alligator pipefish) is the source of this 5569-nucleotide messenger RNA. It is a transcript of the gene ankrd13a, whose product is annotated as ankyrin repeat domain 13A. The record is from RefSeq and is a predicted model, not a curated record. The transcript has 15 exons. Gene Ontology annotation, molecular function: protein binding. The coding region runs from base 573 to 2378 and encodes 601 amino acids. Gene Ontology annotation, cellular component: cytoplasm. Lineage: Eukaryota; Metazoa; Chordata; Actinopteri; Syngnathiformes; Syngnathidae.
UUAAAUCGCAUACCCGCAGUUAAUGUUAAUAAAUUAUUUAUACUAAGUGUCAGGCGUUGAUGCUACAUAUAACAAUUUCAUUUUUUAAUUUAUUUUUAUCGGUACGUGUUUUUGUAAAAUAGUGUACCGUUGACACCCCCCAUGCUAGUACGUGCCACUGUUGGAACUGACCAUUUGAAUUCGGGGGGUAAACAUUUGACACAAUUCAAUCUUUAGCGCAAUGCCAACUCAUCUUCAUCAAGAUAUAAUGAAUUUAAAAUCGCGAAUAUAUUCACACGUGUUUUAAAUACACACAUUCUGGUGUGAUACGACUUUGUUUUGAGGUGCGUCACCCCUUUCGUUGUUAUGGACUCUUCCUGUCACUUCCUUGUUCGAACUUUUGUUUUGGGGAAAGCUUGGGCACAAGUUUCGUGAGACUGCUACUACUCCUCAUUUAUUCUAUGGGAAAUGUCAACGCCAUGACCGACAAUAAUUGCACAAGUUGGUCGGUAGAAGGCUUAACUAUCACCGCGGUCGCGUGUCGAAGAACCUCGCUAACGUUGCUGUGAGGCUCCGCAUAGGGGGUGAAGAAGAUGUCCUCGGCUAAUGUUAGCGAAGACAUCCGAAUGGACUUCCCGCUGCACUCUUCAGUUUGGGAAAAUAAUUACAGGAAGCUGGAGCAGCAAAUUAUACUGCCACAGAAUGACAUUGAGACUGUGGAUCCCAGAGGUCGGACACCUCUCCACCUGGCCGUGUCACUCGGACACAUGGAGUCGGUGAGAGUUCUGCUGAGACACGGAGCUCAAGUCACGAAAGAAAAUGACAACAAUUGGACAGUGCUGCAGGAAGCCGUCAGCACGGGAGACCCAGAGAUGGUUCAGGUAGUUCUUCAACGGAGGGACUACCUCAAAGCGUCGACUGCUUUGGAAGGAGUACCUGAGCUUUUGUCAAAGAUUCGAAAGUCUCCUGACUUCUAUAUGGAAAUGAAGUGGGAAUUCACCAGCUGGAUCCCUCUUGUGUCCCGGGUUUGCCCGAGCGACGUUUGUCGCAUUUGGAAAAGCGGAGCGAGCCUUCGCGUGGAUGCCACUCUUCUCGGCUUCGAGAACAUGACGUGGAUCCGAGGGCGAAGGAGCUACAUUUUCAGAGGAGAUGAUUCAUGCGCAGAGUUGAUGGAGGUGAACCACGAUGAUCAAGUGGUGGACACCGAGCGUUUCAUGAUCUCGCAAGAGAUGGAGGACGUCACGCUGGAGUCAAUGCAGCCAGCAGAACAGGAAGUGGCCAAAAGGCUGACCACGCCGAUCGUCAACACCUACCUGGACACCAAGGACAUCGCUUUUGAGAGGAACAAAUCUGGGAUUUGGGGCUGGAGGACAGACAAAACCGAAGUCGUCAACGGAUUUGAAACAAAGGUUUUCAGCGUGAACAAUGUGAAUGUGGUCAUCAGGACAAGGACUGAACAUCUUACAAAUGAGGAAAAAGCCAGGAUAAAAAGUGAAAGGAACAUCCUGGAGUCUCUCCUCGGGACAGUAGAACAGCACAUAAGUGCACAAGGGGACCUGACACUCCAAUAUGCAACUGCCACAAAUCCCACAGCGAUCACCCCAGAGGAAUAUUUCGACCCCGGUUUCGAUCUGGGCAACAGAGACAUCGGCCGACCGAUUGAGCUGAGCGUUCGAACACAGAAGUUUAAAGGUACCUUGUGGAUGAGUGAAGAUCAUCCGUUGUCCCUGGUGGAGCAGGUGACCCCCAUCAUUGACCUGAUGGCUCGGACCAGCUCGCACUUUGCACGGCUGCGCGACUUUGUCACGCUGAAAUUCCCCCCCGGCUUUCCGAUCAAAAUUGAGAUUCCUCUGUUUCAUGUGCUGAAUGCCAGGAUUACUUUUGGUAACGUGAAUAAAUGCAGCACUGAAGAGGAAGCCAGCGUAACACCGGCGGCCACGCCGUCAUCGGCGGGAGACGACGACGAGGCCAGAGUACUCCCGACAUUCCAGGUGUGCCCAUCGGUGUUCGCGAUACCCGACAACUACCACCGCCGAGGGGGCAGCCGUCACCCGCCAGCCUCCACCAACGACGAAGAGUUUUUGCAGUACGCGAUCCAUCAAAGUCUCCUGGAUUCUUACAUGGUCCCAGACCAGGAGGGGGUUGGGGAUGACGCACACAGCGAACACACGGACGUCAUGGUCAACAGCCAGAGUGACAGGAGCAUCCCGGAAGGGUCGCUCGUGGACUACGGCGACACCUCCAGCCCCACGAGCACCUUCUCGGCCUCGAGCCACGACUCGGAGCUCCACCUGGCCCUGGAGCUGUCGGCGCGAGCGCAAGAGCGAGAGGAGAUGCUGCGGAAGCAGGAGGAAGACGAGCUGGAGCGGAUUUUGCAGCUGUCGCUCACUGACAUGUAGGAGGAUGGAGAGGGAAUCGGAGUUGAUCCGAAAACGGCCGCCUCACCUCGAUUUACACUUCCCGUCUUCUAUGCAACAGCAGAUUUUACCUUUAACAGCCUCGUGUUGCACAGGCGAAACUCUCCUUAUCUUAACUUUUUUUUUUUUUUUUUUUAAUGAGGGUACAUGCUGAGUCUCACGUCUUCCACUUUGCUCAAUAGGCUCUGAGGUAUUGUGGGCUUUGAGUACCUUUCACUGCAGCCCUGUCAUAUCUCAAUCUUAAGGCAGCUCAUAAGAAUGUUAUCCAAAAAAAAAAAAGACUACUUCAGGUGACUCCACAGAAGUUGGCGCUCACGUUCAACUGCGAAGUGCCAGAGCAGACUUUUAUUGUCUUGGCACGGCUCUAAUCUUAAAGGGGAAAUCCAGCGCUUUGCAUGAACAAUGUAUCCGAUAGGUCAAGUCAUUUGUUCUCUAUUUUGACAGUGUGAUGUUAAAUCCUCUCUCAUUUCAUAGUGUUGAGAAGAAUUUUGUGGACAAUUACGAAUUUUCAGGGGCACUGCCAUUUUCGCGAGUCACGUGAUUUACGUACGCGGACGUGACGUGUAAGGCUCGAUUACAUUGUGCCCGGCGCUGAUUUCUCAGCUUUCUCCUCGGGAAGACGGAGGAAUACGUACAUACAGAUUUGAACCCGUGGCUGUAAAUGUUGAAUAUUCGUAUGGUUCUUCAGGCGGAAUGACGCCGGAGUCAAGACUACUCGGAGGCCAAAGCGCAGGACAAUUAUUAAGUGCGUAAACAAGGGCCCCCGGAGCUCUGAGCCGGCAGACGCGGAUGGUUCUUCGGACGGGAAUGAUGCGGAGUCUUGACGAGCGAGUUCCUGCGGCGGGCCCCGAGCCGUGCUUCGGCAUCCGAGCUUCGGCGUCUGAGCUUUGGCUAACUUCCUCCCCCGAGCUUCGGCAUCCGAGCGUCAGCUAACAGCCUCGACCAAAUGCCGAAGCUCGUCAAGACUCCUGCGUCAUUCCGCCCGAGGAACCAUCCAAAUAUUCAACAUUAUUUACAGCCACGGGUUCAAAUCUGUAUGGAAGUAUUCCUCCGUCUUCCCGAUCAACCGAUACCGCCAUUUCUUAAGAUGGGGAUAAAUCCGAGAAAUCAGCGCCGGCCACAUUGUAAUCGAGCUUUUGGUGCGGCACCUUGCACGUCACGUCUGCGUACGUAAGUCACGUGACUCGCGAAAAUGGCAGCGCCCCUGAAAAUUCGUAAUUGUCAAUUAAAAAAUCUUCUCAAAACACUCUUAAAUGAGAGAUGAUUUAACAUCACAUUGUCAAAAUAGACAACAUAUUACAUGACCUAUUGGACACAUUGGAUUUCCCCUUUAAAUCCUUUAUAGUUUGGGGGUGGGAGGGGCAAGUCAACAUUCCCACAGCGUCACUUUUCCAAGGACCGUGAAGGGUUUAACGCUACAAGCCAUUUCCGUCGGGCAACGGAAAUCUCAGGGUCAAAAGUUCUACGAAAGCUGUCGGCGGAAGUCGGUUUAAUGCUACUGGAAAAUGACGACACGGAUUUUCCUGCCGCACCGCAAAGCAAAAAGUACACGCAGGUUUCUUGUACUUUUCAGUUGGCCAGGAAGAAAAUGCUGAGCGAAGGCAAAUUUCUGCAGCGAUUUUGUAUGUUGGGGGGGUGUCUUUGUUUUUUUUUUUUUUUGUUUGUUUGUUGUUUGCUGCCAGAGCAAAUACCAGCAUCAAGCCUGAGAAAAUUAAAACAGGAGUCCGUGCAGGGGGUGCAGUCCCGCGCAAGCUGCCUGUCGCUAUUCCUGAAGUCAAGACGGCCUCGGUUGGUUCUCCUUUAGCCACAAAACAACCGCUAACCUCGUAUGCGCGCGUGGGUGCGUCCAGCCGCCUCGGCCGCAGAAAAGAUCGCUUUAUUAUUUCAGCAAUGGAAAAUUUCGAUCAGUCGCACGCGCCGUGACGUUGAAUAACCACUGUCUUUAAUAAUUUUACACUUGACCGACCGCUAACUUUUUGGACCCUCGGGAUGUGAUGGGAAAAAAAUGAGCCGUUAUGUAUCGUUUCGCCAACCUUGUUUGAAAACAAAACAAAAGGGCCAACUUCGAUUCAGUCAAAAGAAAUCUUUGUGACGAAACCAUGUGAGCUGCAGCUGUUUUCCAAAAUAAAAGCACUUUAUUUCCAUAAAUGCGACGACCGCACCUAAUUUAAGGGAAUGCGGGAAAUUGGACUUUGAAGGUACAAUUUCAUGCAGCGGAAAUGUUGCCUUUAAGUUUGUAUUUAUUGACAAAAGGGAGUUUUUAAAAAUAUGAAUUGUUAUAACUUGUGAUGUGACCAUAGUAUAUGAUAUGAUGUAUGCCGUUGAUAUACAAGAAACUGAAAUGCCUGAGGAAAAACAAGUCAUUCGAGACGGGGGGUAUGAUUUUUUUUUAGAGGUGUUGCUCACUUAAUGUGCACCAGUGAGAAAUAAUUUGACACCACCUCUAAGUCACGCCUUCUGUCUCUUGGUUGUUUUUCUUUGGGCAUUGUGGUUUAUAAAAUUAGAGGUACAAGAUGGGGCCGGAAAUGGUUAUUUUAUUUUAUAGAUCAUAUUUUUAAAUUGGCAGCACGGAUCAGCCGGUAACAGCGUUGGCCUCACAGUUCUGAGGUCCCGGGUUCAAUCCCGGAACCCGCCUGUGUGGAGUUUGCAUAUUCCAUGUCCCGUGCCUGCGUGGGUUUCCUCCUGGCAGUCCGCUUUCCUCCCACAUCCCAAAAACAUGCAACAUGAAUUGGACACUAAAUUGCCCCAAGGUGUGAUUGUUUUGUGAGUGCGGCUUGUUUGUCUCUAUGUGCCCUGCGAUUGGGUGGCAACCAGUUCAGGCUGUGCCUCACCUCCUGCCCGUUGACAGCGGAGAUAAGCUCCGGCACUCUCCACGACCCUUGUGAGGAUAAGCGGCAAAUCAAAUGGAAGGUAAAUAAAGGUUUUUUUUAAUUGUAAAUCCCCUUUAAAUUGUUGACUUUUUUCCCUGAUGGCGCAGAAUUGCGUCGCAUCAAACUGCAGUUUUUUUUUUUUGUUUUGUUUUUAAUAUUUAUAACUGUUGGUUUUAUGAGAAACACAAAUUGCCUCAUGUGGAAAACAACCAUAACAUUUAUUUACAUUGCGAGGUCAACGAGGUGCGUCACAUCUAAUAAUAAUAAUUAUCAUUCAAAAUAAAUAAACUUAUACAACCCAAA